Molecule: messenger RNA, 1512 nt
Organism: Gossypium arboreum
Lineage: Eukaryota; Viridiplantae; Streptophyta; Magnoliopsida; Malvales; Malvaceae
Product: protein RGF1 INDUCIBLE TRANSCRIPTION FACTOR 1
Exons: 4
Coding region: 412-1020 (202 amino acids)
Source: RefSeq, a predicted model, not a curated record
GCCGAUGCCCGACCUUCUGCCUACGUAAAGACGCUAAACAAAGAACCAAAAGUAGCGUAAGCGCCAAACCCAUCCUUGUCCGUCCAUCCAGCGGCUCUACAUCAACUUCAGCCACCACUUUUGAUCUCCGCCGUCCAAACUCCCCCACAUUACUUCGCUGCAUUUGUUUAUGAGCCUUGUCCCUUAGUUCAGGCGUUUGCUUUGUUGGUUGAAUUCUAAGUUGCAAAUUCAUUUUAAUUACCCCCUCCCUCUUUCUCUCUCUCUCUCUCCCUCUCUCUUUCUUUCUCUUUCUUUGGCUUUUGAUCUUAAAUUUUUCUCUUCUAUUAUCGUCAAAGCAAAAAUUAAUCCAGCUUCAUACAUUUCCUUGGCAAAAUCCCACUGCUUUGCUUCGAUUAUCAAUGAUAGGGGACAAUGGCGGUGCCGCCAUGGCUAGAGUCAUUGCUAAGUACAGCCUUUUUCACAGUUUGCACAACACAUGGAGAUGCAGCUAGGGGUGAAUGUAACAUGUAUUGUUUAGACUGUAAAGGGGAUGCGUUUUGCUUUUAUUGCCGCUCUUCUAAACACAAAGAUCAUCAAGUUAUUCAGAUAAGGAGAUCUUCAUAUCAUGAUGUAGUGAGGGUCACAGAGAUUCAAAAGGUAUUGGAUAUAAGUGGGGUUCAAACAUAUGUGAUAAACAGUGCCAGGGUUCUAUUUCUGAAUGAGAGGCCUCAACCAAAAUCUGGAAAAGGUGUAGCUCAUAUCUGCGAAAUCUGUGGAAGAAGCCUCUUGGACCCAUUUCGCUUUUGUUCCUUGGGAUGUAAGCUUGUAGGAAUAAAGAGAAAUGGGAAUGCAAGUUUUAGCUUAGAGGCUAAGAAUGAGGUGGUGGUAAUGGAUAGAACUAGAAGAGAAGGCAUAUCAAAGGAAGAAGAAGAAUUGCGUGAAGGCUCACAACAAGACAUUUACCCGCCCACGCCUCCCCCACCUCCUUCAAGUGCAAGGAGAAGGAAAGGAAUCCCUCACCGUGCACCUUUUGGCUCCUAAAAAUUCCACUAAAAAAAACCAAGUACCCAUUUCUUUAUUUAUUACCAAAAAAGAAAAAAGAUUACAAUUGUUUGGGGGUCUUUGAAUUUGUCCAAUUGUCCUAACUCCUUUAUGCAGGGUAUCAUAAUUUGGUUAGGGGGAGUCCUAAAAAACAAAAAAAAAAAAGGUGGGGUGGGGGGAGGGGGAAGUAAAGUAAGUUUUGGCUUUUGGAAUUGGGUCCCUUUUAACAACAAAUUCCUCUCUCUGUGUAUGUUGUGAAGAAAGGUCAAUAAUGCAAGAAUUGAGAAAUGUUAAUUAUUGCAUAGUUGUAAGGUGUACAUUGUAAUCAAGAAAUUAUAAAAAAGAAAAGCAAAGUCAUUGGGUGGAGUUUGUUUUAUAGUUUUCAUGGGUCCAUCAAUCACAUGGGCGGUUUACAUAAAGAAACAAAGCUCCCUUCUAUUUGUUUAAUUCAUAGGACUAAUUAAAUAAACCCAUUUUUCUUUUUGUGAUGAA